Molecule: messenger RNA, 782 nt
Organism: Musca domestica (house fly)
Lineage: Eukaryota; Metazoa; Arthropoda; Insecta; Diptera; Muscidae
Exons: 1
Coding region: 1-750 (249 amino acids)
Source: RefSeq, a predicted model, not a curated record
AUGCGCACCUUUAUCGUGUUAUGUCUUGUGGCUGGUGCUUUGGCCCAAUAUAAUUAUCAGGCUGGAAGUGAUGGUGUGGGAGCCGCAUCUAACGAUGCACCAUUCUUUGAUGUUCUUAAAGUUCCAGAUACUGAUGGUGGCUUAAGUGCGGGUGGUCCUUCAUUUGAUGCUUCAGCUCCACAAUAUAGCGGCAACCAAGGAUCAUUUAGUUCCACCUCAAAUGUAGCCCCCGUCCAGAGUGGCAUUGAAAAGGAAUUCUAUACCUUUAGUGCCAAUGAUGCCGACUUCACGGAACCCGCCAGCUCCAAUCAAUACGCCAAUGUUGUUAAACAAGGACUGCGUGUCAUCUUCAUCAAGGGUCCCGAAAAUAAUGGCUUGGAAGAUGCUGCCCUCGCCUUAGCCAAACAUGCUGCCGAACAACAAACCGCCAUCUAUGUCCUUACCAAACAAGCUGAUCUUUCAGAUUUGGCCAACAAAUUGAACACUUUGAACAGCAAUAUCAAUCACAAACCUGAGGUUCACUUUGUCAAAUACCGUACACCUGAAGAUGCCGCCAAUGCACAAAGAGCCAUCCAAGAUCAAUACAACUCCUUGGGUGGAAGCAGUCAACAUUUCGAUGGUGGUGUAGCUCCAUCGCUGAACUUUGCUUCUCAAGCUCCUGUUGCUGCUGCUCCUGCUGUGGCUGCCUCAAGCCCUGCAACCAGCGCUACAUACCUGCCAGCUUCCAUUUUCCGUCGUUUCCGUUUGUAAACGAUGUGUUUGAAAUAUGGAAGUGAUUUUGA